This is a messenger RNA of Desarmillaria tabescens, 1612 nucleotides long. RefSeq lists its product as uncharacterized. The record is from RefSeq and is a predicted model, not a curated record. Gene Ontology annotation, molecular function: arylformamidase activity. Bases 227 to 1297 code for a protein of 356 amino acids. NCBI's taxonomy places the organism in Eukaryota, Fungi, Basidiomycota, Agaricomycetes, Agaricales, Physalacriaceae. The transcript is spliced from 15 exons.
GUCGUACGAUAAGUUCUUCGGUGAGAAAUCGCUUUAAGAUACAGCCGCCUCUCGGUGUCAUUCUCUCACUAUCGGACCUUGGAUAGUCACAAGGAUCCGCAGGAAAUCCCACCUAACAGUCAGAUGACAUACGGAAGAAUACCGUCAUCUGGGGAGUACUGCGGAUAAAUAUCGAGAGUGCUUUCUUCGUACUCACUAUCACUUCCUCUGAAACAUCUCAAUUACGAUGACCAAUCCUUCGCCAAAUAGCCGCCUUCAACAGAUUCUAUCAUACGUUGCUCCCGGGGAAGUGAAGAACGCAGGCCAUGAGACGCUACCGACGUUCGAUGAACUUCCCAUGUUUAAAGAUCACAAAGGAUGCGCAUGGCAGGUUUGGGGUCCCGAUGAUCAGCUGGGAACUAUCAAUCUGUUGACGACGGAAGUGGUCAGAACGGCUGCAUCGGAGGAGAUCAAGAUUGGUCAGACAGUCUCUUUAAAUUGGCCGUUGAAUUUCCCUAGCAAGCCGAUGUUUCGACGCAGAAGUCCGGAAUUGCUUAUAAUCGAUAAGUAUGAUCGUGCUACACGAGACGACGAGAUCCAUUUCAACUCGCAAUCUGGUACCCAAUGGGAUGGAAUGAGACAUUUUGGGUUGAUCGACCAUGAUAUCUUUUACAACAACACUCACAGAGAUUCAAUCCCCGGAGGCAGAAUAUGCAUCACUGACCCUAACAAUAUCAACCCAAGCUACCAGCGCAUCGGUAUUCAAAACUGGUCAAACCACGGCAUAUGCGGACGAGGUGUCUUUCUGGAUUUAGUCAGAUAUUACACGCAAGGAGGGAAUCCGCUACCUUACGAUCCUUGGACGACCCACCCAAUCACAGUCAAAGAACUUGAAGCGUGCGCAGCUUACGAAGGAGUCAAAUUCAGGACGGGGGAUAUUUUAAUCCUUCGCGUGGGAUUCAUAAACAAAUUCAACAAGGUGACACAGGAAGAAAGAGAUGCGCUGGGGAGUAAGCCGGAGACCUUUGCCGGAAUUGAGCAGUCGGAUGACAUGAAGCGGUUCCUCUGGGACAAUCAUUUCGCCGCCGUAGCGUCCGACCAGCCUGCUCUUGAGCGCUGGCCUACACCCGAAGGCACCCCUCAUAUGCAUCAAACGUUGUUGGCCCUUUGGGGUAUGCCAAUAGGUGAAAUGUUCGACUUGGAAAAGCUGUCAGAGAUAUGUGACGCGACAGGACGUUACACGUUCUUCUUUUCUUCCUGGCCACUGAACAUUAUUGGCGGAUGUGCGAGCCCCCCAAACGCUGCGGCCUUCUUCUGAGUUCACCUUCAAACUAACAAUACCAUUAUCAUGGUUUGUAUAUAUUAAAUCCUAAGAGAUAUAUUCCCGGAGGGCAAGUUUUCUUCUUAGUCAAAGUUGUCUUCAUUGUAUGAUUGUAUACUAUGUCACUAGCAAGUUCUUGGAUAUAUCAAGGCGACCAAAUAGUUCUGAGUUGGGUGGAAUAUUUUCUCAAAAGCUGGAUGAGGUCUAAACUUGCUGAGUCGGCAUUUCUGAGACAACAUUGCCUUUUCUCGUGUCAAGCAGCAUUGAAUACGUUCUACGAAUUUCCAGGCUAACCCAUAAGCUUGAAGCUCU